Molecule: messenger RNA, 1745 nt
Organism: Galeopterus variegatus (Sunda flying lemur)
Lineage: Eukaryota; Metazoa; Chordata; Mammalia; Dermoptera; Cynocephalidae
Product: ephrin type-A receptor 3
Exons: 8
Biological process (GO): protein phosphorylation; axon guidance; cell surface receptor protein tyrosine kinase signaling pathway
Cellular component (GO): membrane; neuron projection
Molecular function (GO): protein binding; ATP binding; transmembrane-ephrin receptor activity
Source: RefSeq, a predicted model, not a curated record
UCAUCAGUGGGAAGAGAUCAGUGGUGUUGAUGAGCAUUACACACCCAUCAGGACUUACCAGGUGUGCAAUGUCAUGGAUCAUAGUCAAAAUAAUUGGCUGAGGACAAACUGGGUCCCCAGGAAUUCAGCUCAGAAGAUUUAUGUGGAGCUCAAGUUCACUCUACGGGACUGCAAUAGCAUUCCAUUGGUUUUGGGAACUUGCAAAGAGACAUUCAACCUGUACUACAUGGAGUCAGAUGAUGAUCAUGGGGUCAAAUUCCGGGAGCAUCAGUUUACAAAGAUUGACACCAUCGCAGCUGAUGAAAGUUUCACUCAAAUGGAUCUUGGGGACCGUAUUCUUAAACUCAACACUGAGAUUAGAGAAGUAGGUCCUGUCAACAAAAAGGGAUUCUAUUUGGCUUUUCAAGAUGUUGGUGCUUGUGUUGCCCUGGUGUCUGUGAGAGUGUACUUCAAAAAGUGCCCAUUUACAGUGAAGAAUCUGGCUAUGUUUCCAGACACUGUACCUAUGGACUCCCAGUCCCUGGUGGAGGUCAGAGGUUCUUGCGUCAACAAUUCUAAGGAGGAGGAUCCUCCCAGGAUGUAUUGCAGUACAGAAGGCGAAUGGCUCGUACCCAUUGGCAAGUGCUCCUGCAACGCUGGCUAUGAAGAGAAAGGUUUCAUGUGCCAAGCUUGUCGACCAGGUUUCUACAAGGCUUCGGACGGUAACAUGAAGUGCGCCAAGUGCCCGCCUCACAGUUCUACUCAGGAAGAUGGUUCAAUGAACUGCAGGUGUGAGAAUAGUUACUUCCGAGCAGACAAAGAUCCUCCAUCCAUGGCUUGUACCCGACCUCCAUCUGCACCAAGAAAUGUUAUCUCUAAUAUAAACGAGACCUCGGUUAUCCUGGACUGGAGUUGGCCCCUGGACACAGGAGGCCGGAAAGAUGUUACCUUCAACAUCAUAUGUAAAAAAUGUGGGUGGAACGUAAAACAGUGUGAGCCAUGCAGCCCAAAUGUCCGCUUCCUCCCUCGACAGUUUGGACUCACCAACACCACGGUGACAGUGACAGACCUCCUGGCACACACUAACUACACCUUUGAGGUUGAUGCCAUUAACGGAGUGUCAGAGAUGAGCUCUCCACCAAGACAGUUUGCUGCAGUCAGCAUCACAACUAAUCAGGCGGCUCCAUCACCUGUCAUGACGAUUAAGAAAGACCGGACAUCCAGAAACAGCAUCUCUUUAUCCUGGCAAGAACCUGAACACCCUAAUGGGAUCAUAUUGGACUACGAGGUCAAAUACUAUGAAAAGCAGGAACAAGAGACAAGUUAUACCAUUCUGAGGGCGAGAGGCACAAAUGCUACCAUCAGUAGCCUCAAGCCUGACACUACAUAUGUAUUCCAAAUCCGAGCCCGAACAGCAGCUGGAUAUGGGAGCAACAGCCGCAAGUUCGAGUUUGAAACAAGCCCAGACUCCUUCUCCAUCUCCAGUGAAAACAGCCAAGUGGUGAUGAUAGCCAUCUCAGCGGCUGUAGCGAUUAUUCUUCUCACUGUCGUCAUAUAUGUUCUGAUUGGGAGGUUUUGUGGCUAUAACAAGUCAAAACAUGGUGCAGAUGAAAAAAGACUUCACUUUGGGAAUGGGCAUUUAAAACUUCCAGGUCUCAGGACUUAUGUUGACCCACAUACAUAUGAAGACCCAACCCAAGCAGUUCAUGAGUUUGCCAGAGAGUUGGAUGCUACGAACAUAUCCAUUGACAAAGUUGUUGGAGCAG